Messenger RNA from Penaeus monodon (black tiger shrimp), 1149 nucleotides. Its product is annotated as transcription factor Sp5-like. The record is from RefSeq and is a predicted model, not a curated record. Bases 1 to 1149 code for a protein of 382 amino acids. Gene Ontology annotation, molecular function: DNA-binding transcription factor activity, RNA polymerase II-specific; RNA polymerase II cis-regulatory region sequence-specific DNA binding. Gene Ontology annotation, biological process: regulation of transcription by RNA polymerase II. Lineage: Eukaryota; Metazoa; Arthropoda; Malacostraca; Decapoda; Penaeidae. The transcript is spliced from 3 exons.
AUGUAUUCUUGUGGCACAGUUGAGGGAACAGCCAUGAAUUAUUACGGCAAUCUUCACGCCAGAACUGCAGUCGCUACUUACCAUCAGCAGUCUCCCAGCAUGAAUCUUCCUGGAGCCCGUGGCCAUGUUACCAGCGUUUCGCCGCCUAAUUUGUACAAAAGCGUUGGUGAGAUUCCCUACCUAUACCUGCAGCACCACUACGGCGCCCUUGCCAACGCUGUUACACCACCCACGCUCUCCCCUCCGCCCGAGAAACCCAUCACGCCCACGAGGGAAGCGCACACAACGCCCUGGUGGAGUUCAACUGCUUAUAACACGCCGACUUCUCACGCCACUUAUAAUUAUCCAUUCCAUCUUUAUCAGCAGCACGCUAGUCUCGCUGAACCUUCGGUGGGCCAAGGCAACACAACCCUGAAUCUGCAUCAAACGAACGCUUUCGCACAGGACAUCCUUCACCAACAAGGGCGCAUCGCUUCUACUCUCAACAGGUCUGUCGGUUCUCGGCGUUGUCGACGAUGCCGCUGUCCCAACUGCCACUACACCUCUCGAAAUACUACAGGCGCCAAGAAGAAGAAUCACAUCUGUCAUGUCCCGGGAUGUGGCAAGCUCUAUGCCAAAACGUCCCACCUGAAGGCACAUCUACUUUCACACACCGGAGAGCGGCCUUUCGCGUGUCACUGGAUGUACUGCGAUAAGGCGUUCACUCGCUCCGAUGAACUCCAGCGGCACCUCAGAACGCACACGGGUGAAAAACGUUUCCAGUGUGAACAGUGUGGAAAACGUUUCAUGCGAUCUGAUCACUACAACAAACACGUCAACACUCACAAGAAUCGACGCGCCCUUGUCGCUCCUGCUUCUCCAGCCGAAGGCGACGACGUCGAUGUUGAGUUCUGUGAUGAUAUUGCUAAUGAUUAUAGCGGGGACUUUCACUCAUUCGCAUUGCCAGAUUCACCCGUAUCUGAAGUAGAUUUGCAGGAGUCUGAUUUGGACGUCGGAAUGCACUUUGUGACCAAUAAUCGCUGCUAUAACAGACCUUCACUCGUGGAAUUAAGUUCAAUGCGGAUUGUGCGAAUGUCAAAGAUUUUAAAGUACCGGUUACAAUUAUUUGAAUAUUUCAGAAAGCUUGACAUUCUGUAUGAUUCUUUAUGA